AUGGACAAAUUGAAAAAUGAGAUUGCGAAGAAUAUGAAAGGGGACAAGGAUGAGGACGACGGCAUACCAGAAAUAAUGUGUGGUCAGGUGGAGGGGCACAAUGGCGUAAAUUUCGCUGAGAAGCAGAAAAAAAUGUGCGCAUUACUACUAAGGUUAAUGUUCUACAUAGAAGGUUUAAACGGUGAUGGUUCAAUAGUCCAUGAAGGAGGGGGUAACACAAGUAUGAACCAGUUAGAAGAAGGAAUGAAAUGUAUAAUAGGAAGUGUAUAUAUACAGAAAAUAAUGCAGCUGGCAUGCUGGGAGCAGCGUAUUCGCGACCAUGCACUGAACGCCGUGGACGGACAUGUAAAUGAAAUGCUAACAGGAAGACCAAGCAGAAGCAGGCAGUGUGUGCAUUGGGAAUUUGGGAAUACAUGCGUAGGGGGUUUUAUUCCUGAAUCGAAAAUUACGCAAUGGAUGUUGCACGAUAGUAUUGUUACGGACAGAGUGAAGAACGCCGCAUUCGGUGCGCGAUGUUCAGGACAGGACUGGACACAGAGGAAACAGGACAUGCGGGCAGAGGCAGAAAAGGCGCACACAGGGAUACACGCUACUCAAUGUGCAGGAAGUCAAGGCAAAGCACAUUUCAAUGCGAACACAGGACAAGGGGAACACGGACGACCACCACCCGCCGCGGCCAAACCAGUAGCGGCGAAACCGGCAUCACCACCGUCAUCGGGAAGUGGGACGACGACGACAUCAUCUGGUGGUAGUGGUAGUAAUGGUAAGUCUGGUGCUGCCGCUGCCGGACCGAAGGAAGGAACGAAGACUGCCCCAGCAGGGGAAUGUCAAGGGGACAGAUUAUCGGAGUGGAAGCAUAAGCCAGUGUACGUGGUGUCUCCUCCUAAUAAAAACCAUCUGCAAAAAUUGCAUAAAGUGUUGGAUGAUUUUAAGACAUAUAUGGAUGAAAAGAAAAGGCACGAGGAGGCGUAUGGUGCCAACUGUUAUAAUGUGGGCUGGAAUGAUAUAACGACAGGUGUGGUUCAUUUCGUGGACCAAAAAGUGGCGGACGUAGUACGAUGUAGAUUCAUGACUCUUGCAUUAGGCUUUGCAAAUGGGUGGGGUACAAAAACACAGGAUAGGAACGCCGGCGUGCACAUGAAUGAGGAAGAAGAGAAUAGCCUAAGAUGUGAAGUAGUGAAUGUAUUUGGACACCUACUGAGACAUAAGUAUUGUCCACAGCAAGAAAAGUGGAGAAGAGGUACAGAAUAUGCCGGUAUAGCAUUUAAGCAGAUGAAGAGUCCCGAGCAAGAUGGACACGGAGGACUGGGGGGCCCUGUAAUGGAAGGGAAGUGCACAAUGUGUGGGUAUGGACAUAAUAAACACCACGUCGACGCAGUAAAUUUGAAAAUAGUAGAAUGGUUAUUGCAGCAAACCAACAUAUUGGAAGGCAUGGAGCACAUAGAAGGGGGGGCAGACUGUAAUAUGAAGUGGAAGGAGUAUACAGUGGACAAGAUGAAGAUGGAUAACCCGAAAGAGGUGGACGCAACGCAAAUCCCUGAAAUAAAGAAAGACGAGGAGAAACUAACGAAGGAGGCGGUGAAAACUAUUGAAAAGGUUAAGGUGCUAGUGGAACAGAAAAUUCAAGAACUAGCAGCAGGAUCGGAGGAAGUUGCGCAACCACCACCUUCAGCGCCGCCACCCGUACCACCACCUCCACCACAGCAGUCACAACCGGGGCAAGAUGGGAAACAGCGGGAUAAGGGUGAUAGUAAAUCUACAGGAGGCGCAGGAGAAGCAGGUAAGAAGUCUAAGUCAGCAUGCGGUGUAACCACAGGAUCCCAUGAGAAAGAAGUAGGGGAAGGUAUCUUAAGUGUGUCUGUCACGUUCGACCCUUCUUCGGACCCCAAGGAUUGCUCAGGUAGUAAUAGUCCAGAGACUCCGGAGGGUACUUCCCCAGUCGAGAGUCAAGAUACUGAGAAGGAUAGCUGGAGUAAGGAUGGAGCAGGCGCCCAAUCAACGGAAGCACCCGCAUCAGCACCAUCAGAAUCAACACCAACAGCUCCAUCACGUGAAUCCGGUGCAAAGGGUACAACGGGUGCUUCAGGUUCCCCAGCGCAGGACGGUGAAACCGGUCCUUCCGGUCCAGCGGGUAAACAUGGUGAACCCGGUAACAGUGGUGGAGGUUCCGUCAUCGACGGCGGUAACGAUGAACCCCCUCCUCUCAAUCCACCCAAACCAAAACCACCAACCACGAGCCCAACUCAAUCGGGUAGUAGUGGCAGUUUCAGUGAUGCUGAUUUGGCGGAUGGAGUGCCUGGUGGGGCAGGAAAGGGAGGUGGUGAUGGUACGGGAACCGUUUCCACGGGGGAUUUCAGCGGUCUCGACCUACAUACUCCUGGUGCGGCCGGAACAGGUAAUCCUGGCGGAUCCCAUGCACUAUGGACGCCAAGCGAUGGAUUAAAUGGGCAACCAGCACAAUCAGGUCCUUUACCUGGCCCAGAGGACAAAAUCCCAGGUGAAACUACAGAUGGCAGCGGCCCCUACCCACCUGACCUAACCGGCACGGUCCUUACCGCCACUACUCCCGUGCUGUUAUUUCUCGCUUCCGUCAUCGUGGCCGUUCUUGGUUAUUCCCUUUGGAAGUACUUUGCCUUCCUCGGACAAAAACGCCGACGAACAUAUCGAACCGUUCGUGACGUGCCGUCACCGCCACUCGACGACGAAAUAUUGGACCAUCUACAACGCGGCGGCGCGCCGCCACCCGAUUACGGGUACAAAAUGAUUAGGGAUAGGCAACCUCCGUCCACAUCCGGUAGCGCACGCCCCCCACGCGUGCAUACACGCACGAUUAUCGAACUACACUUAGAAGUGCUCAACCAAUGUGAAGCGACAGAUUGGGAAAACGUCAAAGAGGACUAUUUGCAGAUUGUAGUGAAGCAGUUUGCACCGGAGUUUGCGCAGGAUUUGCUGCGGGACGACGACACGAAUAACAACAUCUUGGGUGUUUCUACGUCAGACCAAGAUCCUCCAGGGACCCAUUACUUUGCCUUCCUCGGACAAAAACGCCGACGAACAUAUCGAACCGUUCGUGACGUGCCGUCACCGCCACUCGACGACGAAAUAUUGGACCAUCUACAACGCGGCGGCGCGCCGCCACCCGAUUACGGGUACAAAAUGAUUAGGGAUAGGCAACCUCCGUCCACAUCCGGUAGCGCACGCCCCCCACGCGUGCAUACACGCACGAUUAUCGAACUACACUUAGAAGUGCUCAACCAAUGUGAAGCGACAGAUUGGGAAAACGUCAAAGAGGACUAUUUGCAGAUUGUAGUGAAGCAGUUUGCACCGGAGUUUGCGCAGGAUUUGCUGCGGGACGACGACACGAAUAACAACAUCUUGGGUGUUUCUACGUCAGACCAAGAUCCUCCAGGGACCCAUGUUUCAGCCAACGCAGACCGACCGCGUCAUUACCGCGCCCGUCAUCCCACCUGCGACGCCCCCGUUCCAGCCACACACACACCCACCUGUGCUGCUCCUGAGCUCGCAAUCACACAAACACCAGGCUCCGGUAACGCAGUCACAGACACACCCACAUGUGCUGAUCCUACGCCCGAAAUCACACAACCACCAGGCUCCGGUAACGCAGUCACAGACACACCCACAUGUGAUCAUCCUCAGCCCGUCAUCAUACAUCCACACACCAACGCCCCAGUCACAGACACACCCACAGACCACACAGUCACGCACCUACCCACAUGCAAAGCAGUCACAGACACACCCACAUGUGAUCAUCCUCAGCCCGAAAUCACACAACCACCAGGCUCCGGUGACACAGUCACGGACAUACCCACAUGUGCCGCGGUCACGAACGUACCCACAUGUAAAGCAGUCACAGACACACCCACAUGUGCGGAUCCUAAGACCGACAUCACACAACACACAGUCACAAACGACACAGUCACAGACACACCCCCACAUGCACCUCCAAAGCCCGCAAUCAUACAUCCACACACCAACUCCCCAGUCACAGACACACCCACAUGUGAGGAUCCUAAGCCCGACAUCACGCAACACACACUCACAAACGACACAGUCACAGACACACCCACAUGUGAUCAUCCUCAGCCCGAAAUCACAGACAUACCCACGCACGACAUAGUACCGGACAUAUCCACAUGUGCUGAUCCUAAGCCCGAAAUCACAGACAUACCCAAACACGACACAGUAACAGACAGACCCACACGUGACGCAAUGACGCACAUACCCACAUGUGACGCAGUCACAGACAGACCCACAUGUCAUGAUCCUGAGCCAGACAUCAUACCACCAGCAGACGCAGGCGCCACAGUCACAGACACACCAACACGUGACGCACUCACCGACACCGCCACGCGUGCGGCUCCUACACCCAGAAUACCAGAGCACGUAGUUACAGGCGCCACAGUCACAGACACACCCACAUGUGACACAGUCACAGACACACCCACAUGUGAUCAUCCUCAGCCCGACAUCACACAACACACAAGCACACACGCCACAGUCACGGACAUACCCACAUGUGACACAGUCACGCAUACCACCACAUGUGAGGAUCCUAAGCCCGAAAUCACAGACGUACCCACAUGUAAAGCACUCACAGACACACCCAUACGUGACACAGUCAUGGACAUACCCACAUGUAAAGCAGUCACAGACACACCCACAUGUGAUCAUCCUCAGCCCGACAUCACACAACCACCAGGCUCCGGUAACGCAGUCACAGACACACACACAUGUGAUGAUCCUACCCCGGACAUCACACAACACACAGUCACAAACGACACAGUCACAGACAUACCCACAUGUGACACCGUCACGCACACCACCACAUGUGAGGAUCCUAAGCCCGAAAUCACAGACAUAGGCACACGUGACGCAGUCACGCACAUACCCACAUGCGCUGAUCCUAAGCCCGGAAUCACAGAUAUACCCACACGUGCAAUAGUCACGGACAUAUCCAAAUGUGCGGCUCCUACACCCAGAAUACCAGAGCACGUAGUUACAGGCGCCACAGUCACAGACACACCCACAUGUGAGACCGUCACGGACACACCCAAACACGAUAAGGUCACAGACAUACCCACAUGUUACACAGUCACGCACGUACCCACACGUGAAGAUCCUAAGCCCGAAAUCACAGACAGCCCCACAUGCGACACAGUCACAGACACACCCACAU
This is a messenger RNA of Plasmodium fragile, 5197 nucleotides long. RefSeq lists its product as uncharacterized. The record is from RefSeq and is a predicted model, not a curated record. The transcript has 7 exons. The annotation marks the transcript as partial. Lineage: Eukaryota; Apicomplexa; Aconoidasida; Haemosporida; Plasmodiidae.